GCACCGCGCGGGGCCUCGAGGGACCCUAGCCGCGGGCGCACCGGGCCGCCCGCCGUUUCCGGCUCCUCCCUGGAGAGCCGCGUCGGGCGCGCGAGGCGAGGCGCCGGGCCGCGGGUGGAGGAGGACUAUGAAGCUUCCGAACAUCCUGCUCACCGGUACACCAGGUGUUGGAAAAACCACACUGGGCAAAGAACUUGCAUCAAGAUCAGGAUUGAAGUACGUUAAUGUGGGUGAUUUAGCUCGAGAAGGGCAGUUAUAUGAUGGCUAUGACGAAGAAUAUGGUUGUCCCAUUUUAGAUGAAGACAGAGUUGUUGAUGAGUUAGAGAAUCAGAUGAGAGAAGGCGGCGUUAUUGUUGAUUACCAUGGUUGUGAUUUCUUUCCUGAACGCUGGUUUCAUAUAGUUUUUGUCUUGAGAACAGAUAAUAGUAUAUUGUACAAACGACUUGAAACAAGGGGUUAUAAUGAGAAGAAACUACAAGACAAUAUUCAGUGUGAGAUUUUUCAAGUUCUUUAUGAAGAAGCCAUAGCAUCUUACAAAGAAGAAAUUGUGCAUCAGCUGCCCAGUAAUGAACCAGAAGAGCUAGAGGAUAAUAUCAACCAAAUCUCAAAGUGGAUUGAGCAAUGGGUCAAAGACCAUAACUCUUAAUUUAGAGACUGGGCAGCCAGGCCCCACCAUGGCAUACACCUUUAUCCCAGAUCUUAGGAGCAACAGCUGGUCUACAUAGUGAGUUCUAGGCCAGCCAGCGCCGUGUAGUAAGACUCUGUUUCAAAGGAAAAAAGAAAAAAGCCUGGCCUCAGUACAGCUACCCUUGUUGAGAUCACUCAGUCCACGCAAUAGAAACACCCAAGGCUCAGCAGAAGAAAACUGUGUUGCAGCUCUAGCUGCUGCCUGGAUUUCUCUUCUCCAUGAGAAAGCUUAAACAAUCUCAGAUACGAAUAUCAUUUAUUAAGGAGUGAGCCUGAACAUUGUCUUCAAAAUGAUAAUAAAUUUGAUCAUUGAAGUGUAGGUGAUCUCUUAAAAUAAAAAUGGAAAACUAAAGAUA
Molecule: messenger RNA, 1043 nt
Organism: Meriones unguiculatus (Mongolian gerbil)
Lineage: Eukaryota; Metazoa; Chordata; Mammalia; Rodentia; Muridae
Gene: Ak6
Product: adenylate kinase 6
Exons: 5
Coding region: 128-646 (172 amino acids)
Cellular component (GO): nucleus; cytoplasm
Molecular function (GO): AMP kinase activity; ATP binding; ATP hydrolysis activity
Source: RefSeq, a predicted model, not a curated record